Hordeum vulgare subsp. vulgare (domesticated barley) is the source of this 1574-nucleotide messenger RNA. Its product is annotated as salt tolerance receptor-like cytoplasmic kinase 1. The transcript is spliced from 2 exons. Gene Ontology annotation, cellular component: plasma membrane. Gene Ontology annotation, biological process: protein phosphorylation. The record is from RefSeq and is a predicted model, not a curated record. Lineage: Eukaryota; Viridiplantae; Streptophyta; Magnoliopsida; Poales; Poaceae. The coding region runs from base 150 to 1190 and encodes 346 amino acids. Gene Ontology annotation, molecular function: ATP binding; protein kinase activity.
CCACACCAAGUAGGAGUACAUCCCCUUCUCUCCUCUCCUCUCCUCUCCGCAAUACGCAAGCCUCCCUCCCUCUCGGCUCGGCUCGGCUCGUCUCGUCUCGUGUCAGUCGUGUGCGUUUGCAAGAAAUCCAUAGGAACCAGCGAGGAACCAUGGGGCAGAGGUUGAGGUUCUUCUGCUGCGGCUGCGGGGCCAAUGCGGCCGACGGCGGCGACAUGGAGGUGGACGACGAGCCGGAGCGCGGCGGGGGCAAAGGGGGCGAGGAGGCCGGGACGCGGCAGCUGUCGUGGGCGCAGGUGGAGCGGAUGACGGGCGGGUUCACCUCCGCCGUGGUGGGCGAGGGCGGGUUCAGCACCGUCUACCUCGCGCGCCUCUCCGGCGCCCUCGCCGCCGUCAAGGUCCACCGCAGCAGCGAGCGCAUCCACCGCGUCUUCCGCCAGGAGCUCGAGACGCUCCUCCGCGUCCGCCACCCGCACAUCGUCCGCCUCCUCGGCUUCUGCGAGCAGCAAGACGAGGGCGUGCUGGUGCUGGAGUUCGCGGCGAACGGGAACCUGUACGAGAAGCUGCACGGCGGGGGCAAGGCGGCGGGGGCGAUGCCGUGGGCGCGGCGGGUGUCGGUGGCGGUGCAGGUGGCGCAGGCGCUCGAGUACCUGCACGAGCGGUGCGAGCCGCAGGUGGUGCACGGCGACGUGAAGGCGUCGAACGUGCUCCUGGACGCGUCCAUGUCCGCCAAGCUCUGCGACUUCGGGUCGGCGCGGAUGGGGUUCUCCGCCGCCGUCCGCCCGCGGUCGUCGGCGCACACCAUGCUCGGCUCCCCGGGAUACGUCGACCCGCACUACAUCCGCUCCGGCGUGGUCACCAAGAAGACGGACGUCUACAGCUUCGGCGUCCUCCUCCUGGAGCUCCUCACCGGCAUGGAGGCCUUCUGCCCCGUGGAAGGCCGGCUGCUGACCGCCGUCCUCGCGCCGCGGCUCAAGGCCGCCGGCGACGCGCGGAUGCUGGUGGACGAGAGGCUGGGGAGCGCGUACGACGCGGGCGAGGCGUCCGCCGUGGCCGCGCUGGCGGCGUCGUGCGUGGGGCAGAACCCGAGCCUCCGCCCGUCCAUGGGCGACGUGGUGCGCACCCUGGAGCAGAGCGCGCAGGGCUCCAUCCUGGCCGUGGGGAGAGGAUCGGACGGCCAGGGGAAGCUGUGAUCCACGAGGGCCGUAGGCGCUAGAUCCGGAUUGGCCAGCUGUAGCCUGUGGUGUGAGCUGCACAGCACACAUGGAGCCUCGGUACAGGCCGAGGGCGUACAAACCGCUAGUGGGCGAGCACAUCGAAAACCCAUCGAAAAAAAGAAGAAGAAGUUGGUUUGGGAAAAGAUUUGGAAGAGGAAAAAAGUUACUGUAGGGUUUGUGCGCGCUGACAUUAUUUGCCAAAAGGUGGCAGUGAUCUUAGAGUGAAAAAGAGAGAGAGAGAGGGAGGGAAAAAAAGACUGAAAACUGGGGUCGUCCAUUAAUUCUGCGAUUCUGAAGAUUUUGGUGAUUGUUUCGUUGGUUUGUAAAGUACAUUGAGUGUUGUUGUUGCUGCUGUUCAAA